Molecule: messenger RNA, 1146 nt
Organism: Loa loa (African eye worm)
Lineage: Eukaryota; Metazoa; Nematoda; Chromadorea; Rhabditida; Onchocercidae
Exons: 9
Coding region: 25-1146 (373 amino acids)
Cellular component (GO): membrane
Source: RefSeq, a predicted model, not a curated record
AGAUUUCUUAAAGUGUGAAUCGUAAUGCCCAAAAACAGUAAUUUUGAAGAUGACAUUGCGAUGGCCUGUAUCAUCGUGAUAGGAGUUUUUGGGCUGAUCAGCAAUGGUUUAUCUUUGUACUUAACACGUACGAAGUCACGAUUUCGUAAUGCGUUUGGAAUUUUAUGCAGUAGCUUUCUGAUAUGUAAUUUGCAAGCUAUAUUUGUUCUUCUUACAUGGUGUACCAUUGUCCUGAGCUUCAAAUCUCCAAUACUAUCAUCACCGGAAUUGUUUCUCGCACGAUUUGUUGGACUUUUAGUAAAUGGAGCAUGGUUUGGAUCGAUUUUAGUACAUUUUUUCAUCGCUGUUAAUAGAUUUUGUGCUUUUGUAUAUGCAAUAAAAUAUAAUCAGUUAUGGUCAGCAUUCAUAGCUUUAUCCAUUGGAAUUUGUUCAUGGAUAUUUGGAUUGCUUUUCUCCAUUCAACACCUAUAUGAAGAAUGUUCAUUUGUAUUUAAUGAAAAGUCAAAUUAUGUCUUUUCCUAUCAAAAUUCUUUCCACGGUAAAAUAUGUUCCUACGCUGAUAUUGUCGCAACAAUAGGAAUAGUAACAGGAAUGGCAUGCAUCGAUUUCGUUACAUUAAUCAAAAUAAUUGCAUAUCGUAAAGCAGUGCGAAGAAAUACGACAUUGUCAACUAGUGAUUCCAUUAACGAAAGGGAGAUAUUAUUCUUUAAGCAGUCCUGCAUACUUGGCUUACUAUAUAUCUCGUGCUCUGUGGUGUUCAAUACUGCUCAAUAUUUGUCUGUCGAUAAAUGGUUUCUGUUUGCUUCCAGUACGAUAACAUGGAUUCUGACACAAUCUUUAGACGGAUUGGCCUUUCUGAUUUUCAAUCGUAAAAUUAUCUGCAAGACAAGUUUCAGUACAUCGACAGUAAUACCUGUAAGACACUUAAAUUGGAUACAAAGUGAUUCAUGGAAAAUCUUACGACAGGAAAAUCUUACGCUUAAAAACAGGUACCGACCACUGGUAAUGCCGACGUUGGUUUUCACAGUUAUUGUUUCCGGACAUUAUGGUGCAUUUGAAGAAGCAAAUGAUACUGUCUUCAAUAUGUUCAGAAAGUUAUUCGGGUCAUCGGGUUCAUUGUUGAGACUUCUCAACUGUUUGGAAUGA